AUGUUACGAGGGUCAUGUUUUGAGUAUUGGAAGGCCAAGGAGUGGGGUGCCAGUCAAGGCAUGGGUGGCAAAUUCGUACGAGGUCCGUGUGGGGCAUACCCGGACAUGGUACGAUGCAGCUAUACCUUUAUUAGGAUGAUGUCGGAUCCUCCAGGAAGUGCUUCGGAAAGUGUAGCUGCUAUUACGAUGAUCAGCAACAAUCCCGUGGAACAGCAUGCUUCAGCGUUCAAGAGCGAACCGCAGCAGCAAGUGCAACUUCCCAAGGAACAGCAGCAGCAGCAAACACAACUUGAAAUUGGUUCUUCUGGGCUCGGCAAGCCAUCCCAGGGCGAGCCGGACAUGCCCUGCCACGGCCGUCUAUCUCCAACAAAACAAAACGUCUCUGCUGCUGAACAGGCAGCAGACGAGGAGUUUGAAGCUCUUAUAUCUGCUCCAGUUCCUAUGGAGGACCCGGGUGCCAGCCGCCCCUCUCCAGCCUGCAAUUUCGUGCUUCCGCCUGUCAAGGAAACCGAGUUGCAACCACCAGAUGACCAGCAAUAUCAGUCACUCCAAGAUCCUCUUUCUCCGUCACAUAAAUAUUCCCGCGCAGGAGCCGUUCAACCCAACCCUUCCACAGCAGCUGUCAUGGACAUUGAAGCGCAGCAGCCUCCACCGCCGUCGCUGCUGCCACAAUCCCUUGUCCUGAACUUGGCCUUCACCGCACCUCUUGAAUCUUCCGAUAACGAUCCAAAUGUGGCCGUGGAAUACCCGGCCGAUGCUCCCAUGGUGGAGCCCCCGGCUGAGGACAUGACCGUGCAUGAUGCAGUGACAGCUGCGGCAGUGGCGGCGACAUCGUUUCCUGAACCCGCCGCCGCCGCUCUUGCGGCGUCACAGUUAGCGCCACCUCUAGCGGCGCCGCCGCACACAUGGCAAGGCGAGGAGAUAACCUUGGAGGAUUCCCUGGAGGAUGAGCUCUUGGACUCGGAUGCCGCUGGCGCAGCAGAGGCGGUAGGGGGCGACGUUGAUGGCAGUGAUGGCGCCGGCUGCGCCGGGGCCGGUCGGAGGCUGAAGCGGCUGCGUCGCACGCUGACGCCGCAGCCGCCGGUCCUACAGGCAUCUCUCGUCCAAACGCGCACGGCGGAGGUGCGUGGUACGGCAGCCGCCAACGGUGGCGCUGACGCCGCCGAUGAUCAGCCAACGGGAGCUGACGGCCGCGGCGGUGGUGUUCGGUCGGCCAAGGCAAUCCGGAAGCGCGUUGUUGUGCGCAGUGCAGUCGGUGACGAGUUUGAUGAUCUGUCACCGCCGCGGCCGUCGGCGGUAGGUGGCAACGGCGGUGGCGGCGUCGCGGCCGGUGCUGCUGCUGUGGCCGCGAAGGCGGGGGAGGAAGAGGAGGAGGAGGAAGUGGGCGAUGGGGGGGAGGAGGUGGAGGAGGAGGGGGCGGUGGACGGAGCAGCAACUAAGGACGAGGACCCGGAGGUUGUCAAGCAGCGCCUACUGCGGGAGGCCGCUUUACGCGACCGUAUCGGCGGCCGAGCCGAGGUGGACGCCCUGCCCGUGAAGCCCCUCAGUGAUGUCCUGAGCAGGAUCAUGGCGCGACAGAAGAGCCUGGUGGAGAGGACGCGGGCCAACGCUCCCGUCAAGGACGGCCAGGCCACGGCAGCAGCGCCGGCGGCGGCGGCGGCGGCGGCACUCCACCACCCCCCGGCGGCCCCCUCCUUCAACGUUCGCGCGCUCAUGCAGACACUCGUACAGAGCAAGCAGCAGUACCAGCCGCCGCCGCCUGCCGCCGCUGCCGCCGCCACCACUACGCAAUCCUUCCGAGGUGACGGCGCCGCCGCCACUGCUGCUACUGCCGCGACUGGCGGAUAUGGAAUGUACGGCACGGGAGAGGCUUCGCAAAUGGAUCUUGACUUGCGAUUGCACGGCAGUGAUAGCGCGGUGGAAGUUGGAUCCAAAUCCGGAACUGGAUCCGGAUUUGGGGUCGGAGAGGGUGCGGACGGAAGUCAGGAAAGAAGCGGCACCGCUGUCACCGCGAGUCUGGAUCUGGCCUUGGAUCUGGAUUUGGGUGACGAUGACGACUUAAUUGUGGAUCCGGACCUUGAUCCGGAACCGGAACCGGCGGUGGCGGCUGUCCCCAAUCCACCGCAGGCGGCAGGUGAUGAUGCAGACGGAAGAGAGGAGAAGGAAGAGGAGGAAGAAGAUGCGAACGAGGAAGAGGAGGAAGAAGAUGCGAACGAGGAAGGGGAGGAAGGGGAGGAGAGCGAGGAGGCGGCGAUGGCGGCAGCAAGCGGUGGUGGUGAGGAAGCAGAGGAGGAGGAAGAGGAUGAGGGGGCGGAAGACGAGGCUGGGGCUGCUGCCGAGGCGGAGGAGGAGGAAGAAGAAGAAGGAGGAGAGGAGGAGGAGGGCAUUGCGUACGACGUGGACGAAGAGUUUGACAGUACCGACGAAGAAGACGCUGUGGAACCCGAGGCCCUUCAUUUCGAGGAAGAGGAGGCCGACACUGCAGCAGGCAUUGCCGCCCUGGAUGAUCUGGAAGACGAGUACGACGGCGAGGAUCUGGACGAGGGGAUGUUGGCCUCCCUGCUAGGCACCGCCCGGGACAGCGCCGCAGAUGAGUCCCGCCGAGUGGAGCUGCACGCGCUGUGGGAGGCGGAACGUGACUCUGCUGCCGUACGGGAGCUCCUUGAGGCUGUACGGCGGGGAUUCAGACGGAAGAAAGCGCUUGGGGGUCUGGAUGACGACGAGGACAUGACGGACAAUGACGCUCGACGCCGCCGCGCGCAUCUCUUCGCGAGUACCGCCGGUGACGACGACGACGCGCCCAUCCGCGUAGCGCGAGGACACGGCCUGGAUCUGGAUCUAGCCCGCGAGGAAGACGAGGAGGUGGAUCUUGCUACCCAACAACGAGGAGAUGUGGAUGCUUUGCCGCCGCCGCUGCCAUCCGAGGCUGGAACGGGAUCCGGAUCCGGAUCUGGAACCGGAACUCAAGAGGGAAGCGGUGGCGGAGGGGUGCUGCCGCCUCCGGCGGCGCGUGUCGGUGCGCGUUUUCCGUUGAUGGGGGGUCGCGCUGCUGGGGCAGCGUCGGUUGGAUUUGGAUUUGGAUCCACCAGUAAUGGCGCCGGCGGGAUCUCCCGUGUUUUGGAUCCAGUGGAGGCGAAGCGGAUGUUGCGACGGCAGCAAUCUCAGGAAACAUCCCGGCCUCCGCAGGGUGACGUCAGCGCGGGCUGCAUCUCUCCAGGGAGCGCGCUGGAGCCCUCGCCAUUGCGCAGCAGCACCACCGCCGCCGCUGCCUCUGUACGGCACAGUGAUGAUGUGGUUGCCUUGUUGCAGCGUUCCGCCUCUGUCGCCGCCGCCGCCGCUCUAGUGGAGCCAGGGGUGGCGGCGGAGCCGGCGGGGCCGACGGUGGCCGCCGCCGGCACAGGCGCUGAUACAUCGAACUCCGCCGCAAUUCCGGAAAAGUCCCGGGAUCCCUCUGACACCGCCGCCGCCGCCGAAGGCGGCGGCAGUGGCAGUGCCGCCGCCUCUGCCUCCGCUGCUGCUUCAUCAUUCUCUGCACUGCGAUCUAUCAUCGCACGGCCUGCUCUUGGCAGCGGCGGUGGCGGCGGCAGCGGCGGCGGCGGCCUGAUGGGUUUGUUGGGUCUGUCGUCCGGCGGCCCGGCAGCUAUCGGCGGUGGUACCGGCGGAAGCGGCUCUGGGGCCCGACCUGGCGGUGGCGGCUUAGGAGGAGGGCCCGGCUCGGCUUUGGAUCUCAAGCGGAAGUUGGUGACUGGCGAUGUAGCAGCUAAUAACAAACGACGUGUGUAG
Molecule: messenger RNA, 3783 nt
Organism: Volvox carteri f. nagariensis
Lineage: Eukaryota; Viridiplantae; Chlorophyta; Chlorophyceae; Chlamydomonadales; Volvocaceae
Exons: 13
Coding region: 1-3783 (1260 amino acids)
Source: RefSeq, a predicted model, not a curated record